Molecule: messenger RNA, 1482 nt
Organism: Mastomys coucha (southern multimammate mouse)
Lineage: Eukaryota; Metazoa; Chordata; Mammalia; Rodentia; Muridae
Gene: CUNH11orf91
Product: chromosome unknown C11orf91 homolog
Exons: 2
Coding region: 93-677 (194 amino acids)
Source: RefSeq, a predicted model, not a curated record
GGAGCCUGUGGAAUCUCCGAACUCCUAGACACGGGGCCUUGGCGCGCGUCUCCCGGCGCGGGGUUCCUCUCACGCAGCCUCCCAUUCAAAAGAUGCCGAAGGGGCGGCGCGGCAGCCAGAACCCCAAGAUGAGCCAGCGGCCGGCCCCGCCCCUCUACUUUCCGUCGCUCUACGACCGGGGCAUCUCGUCGUCUCCGCUGAGCGACUUUAACAUCUGGAAGAAGCUCUUCGUGCCGCUGAAAGCGGGCGGGACGCCAGCGGCCGGGGUGGCAGGGGUAGCGGGGGUCCGACCCCUGCCUCUGGCACCCCCAGCCACGGUGCCGCCGCCGCCGCCUGGCCUGGGUCCCCCCAGCGAGCGCCCGUGUCCUCCGCCUUGGCCAUCCGGCCUGGCCUCUAUUCCCUACGAGCCUCUGCGCUUCUUCUACUCGCCGCCUCCAGGCCCCGAGAUGGCAACUUCGGCCUUGGUCCCCGGCUCCACGACCCCCUGGCUCGCCUCCGCCUCCCACCCCGAGGAGCUGUGCGAGCUAGAAAUCCGGAUUAAGGAGCUGGAGCUGCUCACAAUCACUGGGGACGGCUUCGACUCCCAGCGCUAUAAAUUCCUGAAGGCGCUGAAAGAUGAAAAAUUACAAGGACUGAAGACAAGCAGGCAACCUGGAAAGUCGGCCUCCUUCUCCUGAGGAGCUGCCCCCCCCCCUGCCGCCCCCGGAGCCAGGGCAGCUGCCUCCUUAGGUGUUAGUACUUAGAUAAUGUGUCCUAGUUGUUGUCAUUUCAAAGAUGGUUAUUUUCUGUUCUGUAUUCACUACUGUUAUUGUUGCUCUCAGCACACACUUCACAUACAGUGCCCACUCGCAUGGUAGAUCUCAUGGCCUCUUCCCUCCGUGCUGAUGCUGGGGGAUCGCCCUUGUGGGAUGUACAAUUGCUGUCUGGCCUGCUCUUUAGAGUCUCCUGUGACUCAGGGAGUGGACCCAGCACUACCACUGCCAGGCAUACCUGGCUGGCCAAUAGUUAUGAGAGACUCAAAGCAUGGGCAAUAAAUCCUGGUCUUGAAAGCCAGAAAGACCCCCUAAAACUAAAUUUAGAACUUGAGUUGCCCUUCAUCUCAGUAAUUUUCAUUUUUAGAAGUAUUUGUUCUUCAAAAAAAUAUUUUUUUGAACCACAGAAUUCUGGUCAUCUUUUUAAAGACAUGGUCUUUCUAAGAAAUUCACAUAUAACAUUUAAGAGGUAUUUAUCAAGUGCUUAUUAUACACUUAGACCCCUACGUAAGCACUUGGAAUUGGAGAUGGGGAAAAACAUGAGUGAACUACAAGAUGGCGUGCUAGAGAAUGACAUGCCAAUCACAGAGAAUGAUAUGUCAAACGAGGAAAAGGGGAGUCGGAAAAGGACAGCCAGACUAUAUCCCAAGGAAGACAAAAUGAGCUUUCAGAUAGGGUCUCUUUGGAUAUACGGCAUAUUUUGUUACUGUUUUGAUAUCAAAACUACGUA